AAAAAAAAAAAAAAACAAGAAAAAGAAGCAGAAGAAGCGAAGUAAAAGUUGGGAAAUUCCUCGGUGCAGAAACAGCGGGUAUAUGUAUACAGGUUUAAGUAUAACCCUCCCGCGUAGUAAAAUUAAGCUUCCCGAAACGCCGCGAAACUGUUAAUUAGGACUCAUUACGAUGUUCGGUAGAGUGAGAGUAAGAAAGAUAGAGGAGAAGCUACCGCUGGUCGGUUAAGGGUAGGUGGUUCGGUGUACGUAUACGUCGUGCCUCGUAUAUCCCUACCGCGCAACGUAGGUGUACGCGCGCGUAUAUCCGUACAUCGGAUAGCACGUACACACAGGUAUAUUUACACGAAGUUCUCAGUGCCGCGCGACGAGCAGAGUCAGGGUGGGAGUGGAGUUCUUAGGACGGGAAGGUACAGAGGGUAGGGUUGCCAGCGAGAGACCGAGGGAGUAGAGUGGGUUCAUUGUGUGGAUCAAUACGAAGAGUGAUCGGAGGAGUGGCACCGGGAUUAUCCUCUGGGUUCCUCAUUGGUGGACGAGGAGGUGAAUCGGGAUUGGUCGGGAGUGGUGCUACCAGUAGGCGGUACCGCUCCCAAGGCCCUCGGGCAAUCCGGUUCGACCCUCUGGGGGACUCGUGAAUGCCGCUCCGAGGUAGAGUUCCUCGUCGUCGUCGUCGUCGUCGUCGCGUGGUAAAAAGAGGAAGAGGAGAAAGCACGUUGGAUAAAGACGCCCGAUCGGUUCGGUCUCUAAACCAGUAGGGUGGAGGGGGUUGGCGAGACGCGAGGAUUCAGUCUGUGUUUGCCCACCAGAGACACUGCACCACCACCAUAUCCGAGGGUUUAUUUGUAUCGGGGGUGGAUCGGUACAAACGUAGCCGUAACGCGUUAAGUGCGAGCAAAUAUCAAUUAUUUCCCAUGUACAGGGGCAUCGACGUUCCAGAACAAAUAAUCACCAACCCUUACACCUGCGUUCGCACGAAUAAAGAAAAACAAAUUCACUCGAUCUUGAAGAAGUAAACCCUCCUUCGAGUUCAGGUUGUUGUUGUUGUUGUUGUUGUUGUUGCAGUUGCAGUUGUUGGUGAUCUUUUUUUGGUUUUUUUGUUCUCAUUUUACGAAGGGGUUGUUAUGUGAAAAAAAAAAAAAAUAUAUACAUAUCAUCGUCUAGUUACGUACACAGUGAAGUUCCGACGGGGUUGUUGAUUCAAUUAAAAAUGUGAUCGCGCGAAUAAUUUUCAUCGGUGAAGGAGAGGAUACAGAAGGUUGAUCGGAGGAGAGCAAGUUUGACAUCUGCACUUUGUGACAAGUUUGAACUUCGCGUCCGACGGGUGCGACGAGACUGAUAUCGUUUUAUCCUUAUUUUUGUCAAUCGACUCGUUCCGACGGCGGAUAUUAUGAUUUUCUGCCGUUGAUUCGAUUUAUACGCGCGUAUCGUACAAACGCAUAUUCUCACCGUAUAUCGCGUGUCUGUACAGAAACCAGUCCUUGAAAUCACCGAAGAUUUAUCGCGUCUCCCGCACAGAUCAGGUUCUCUCACUCUUCACGGUAUACCUAUACACCGUACGAUAUUCCCGCGCUCUGAUGCGCCGGCAGUGAUGUCGUUAACUCCACGUACGGGACUCGACGAUCAUUUUGAAAGCCGGUUUUCGGAUUGACUGGUGCUAAAAGUUAUCAGAGACAUCAUAGAAAAUUCGAAGAAUUUUUCGUAUCCGUGUAGAUAUCGCUUUUAAUACCACCUAUCGCGUCAUCUACAACAUCAUCGUCGUCGUCGGCGUCGUCUCGUUCGAGAAUCGUUACGAUUCCGAUACAACGGUCCGGAUCCCGAUAAAACUUUCUCGAGAACAUGCAACGAUAAAAAGUGGUCCGUAUUCAAUUUAUCGUGAAUUAUCGUGAACUCUGGAAUCUUCUAUAAUUCUUCGGGCGUCGCGAUAUAAAUACCAUCAUCUGCAUCGUCAUCAUCGUCAUCGCGUCGUCAUCGUCAUCGUCAUCGUUUUACGGUAUAAUUAUACAGUGUUACAAGUGUGAUCUUCGUGUGCUUUUUAUUCCGUUUUUUGUUAUGGUAUUCGAUCGCAACCAGCUGGUCCUUCGAAUCAAUUUUCGUAUCGCGCGCGUGGACUGAACUCUGGAGGGCUGUGCGAGAGACUUAGACCGCGAUCUGAACUUUGCCCGGUGAAAAAUUAAGCCCGGCAAUCGGAGGAGAGAUCCGUCGGAGAAGAGGCGGAGGUUCGUAGCUUAUCUCGCGAGAAGUAGAGACCCCCAAAAGCAGAGAUAAGGGGAAUCGGCAACCAUAAUAACGAGUGUGGACGGGGUCAACGGGGCGUUAAAUAGUGGUGCGACGUUCGGCUACGCGGGUCGCCAGGCCGGCUCGGGGGGGCCGGGCCCGGGUGGAGUGAUGAGCUGCCCCGAGGUCAUGUACCAGGCCUAUUAUCCUUACCUUUAUCAACGAGCGCCACCGCCCCCGCAUCCGACUCACCCCCACGCUACGCCGCACCCCCAUGCUCAUGGCCACGCCGCUCCCCAUACGGCGCACGCAGGUCACGCCGCGCAUCCCGCUCAUCACAGUCCCGCGAGACCCGCGCCCUUUCAACCCUUCUCCGCAGCGUCGGCGACCCACCAGUACGACAGGUUAAACGUUCACCAAAGGUCCCUGGAAGCGGCGGGUCUCGAACUCUGCGGUGGCGGAGGAAGUGUUCCCCAAGGUCAACCCAGCAGCACCGGUUCCGUCGGUUCCGCACCCAGUCCGGCGUCCCCCAGACCGACCCCUCAACCCCGACCUCCGUUGGCAACUACUACGUCGCAACCUUCGCGAACUUUGGACGACGACAGAUCUACGGAUGCGGUCGGUGGCGCCGGCACAGCAGAUGAUUCGGAUGACGGUGAAAGUAGAGCGACGUACGUAGGUCCGAACUGCAUCGUGUUCACCAACUACCGAGGGGACGCCGCCUCCGAGGUCGACGAACAUUUCCAAAGGGCGCUGGCUCACGACAAACUCAAAGAAAACACGUCUCCGAUGUCGGCGAGAAAUUUUCCACCCUCUUUUUGGAACAGUCAACAUCCCGGAGAUGUGUACGAUUACCCAACGGAUCCUUGGCACCCUCACUACCCCCAGUACCACCACAGAGCCGUCCACGAGUACCACCACCACAAUAUGGCGGCAGCAGCUGGAUACGGGGGUCUUUUGCUCGGUGGGGCCCGAGGACUGGGCCAUCAUACCUCGCAUCACGCAGCAGCAGCAGCAGCGCAUCACGCGCACGCCGCCGCAUCGUACAAAGACUGGACGUCGGCAACCCCACCGCAAUCCCUGGUGGAUCCGUCGGCAGCACCACCCUAUCCUCACGGCCCUUACGCACCCCUUCCCGGCCUGGAAUCGCAGGUACAAGACUCUAAGGAUCUCUAUUGGUUUUAAGGGAAAACUGAAGCUAAUGAUUCGAUCUGCUGGCUCAAACGCGACGCACUUGUAUAAAUGAAACAAUAAUAAACCACUAAAUCAAAAUUAGAAAAACAUGUUUUUGAGUCAGAAGACAAUAUAAGGCGCAGAAUUUCCGAAGAUGACGUGAUAUAUAUAGUAAAAUUUGUUUAAUAUAACGAUUAAUUGAUUAACGCUAAAGUAUAGUAAAAAUUAUUGAUUAAAAAAAAGAGAAAGAACAAAAAAACAAACUACGGAAAGACGCUGUUCCGAGGUGCAGUGCUUAUAAUGGGGUAUUGGUGCGACGAUAUAAUUGACUUAUAUAUGAAGAGAAAGAAAAAAACUUAGACCGAAAUGAAAAAAAACAUUGUUAUUAUACUGUUGAAUAAUAAUAAUAUUAAUUAAUAAAUUAGCAUUAUAUUGAAAUUGUACAUAGUGUUACCUAAAUCUCGUAAGGAUCUACUAUUAAUUAUUAUCAUUACGAAUUAUUAUUAUUCUUAUCAUCAUCAUCAUCACUAUUAUUAUUAUUAUUAUUAUUAUGUGAAAUUAGUCUCCGCGCGCGCACUAUUACCUUAUAGUGACGACUGGCCGGCUGAUGCUGAAAAAAAUCUCUAGUUCAUAGCAAGUAGGAUAUAGAUUUAAAGAAAAAAGAAGAAGAAAAUGUCCAAAUUUACCAACUAAUUAUUUAUAGGUACACACACGCACAAACGCGUUGUCGAAAUACAAUAAAUAAUUUCUAUAUGCGAUUAUAUAUUAUAUUCAUAAAAAAUAUUUCUAUGAAAUAAAAAUUUAUGAUUAGCGAUGAGACGAGGAGGGAAAAAACAAGCGACACAAAAUCAAUGAAGAUGAAUAAAAGGAUGAUGGAAUGCACACCUUAUCGA
Messenger RNA from Athalia rosae (coleseed sawfly), 4277 nucleotides. RefSeq names its product protein vestigial (gene vg). The transcript is spliced from 6 exons. The record is from RefSeq and is a predicted model, not a curated record. Gene Ontology annotation, cellular component: nucleus. NCBI's taxonomy places the organism in Eukaryota, Metazoa, Arthropoda, Insecta, Hymenoptera, Athaliidae. Gene Ontology annotation, biological process: regulation of transcription by RNA polymerase II. The coding region runs from base 2383 to 3396 and encodes 337 amino acids.